AUGGGGCUGGUCGACAAAGUCCGGCCAGCACGAUAUGUCAUGUGGAUGAAGCUCGUGAUUCUUGGAUAUACGGUGGUCCGAAUCGUUGCCAAUCUGUCUCUGCUGUACCCGUUUGAAGAUGCCAUGCGGCAGUAUUGGGAAGAGGAUGACUGGCGAUCGUAUGCUGGCUAUCCUGCGCGGUGGGCUUACAUCUGCGAUGCCAUUGUGCGGCCCGUGAUCACGGGCUUGGGAGUCUUCUGGUUCAUAUAUCGGAGAGAUCGCUUUGAUGCGAAGUCGUUGCUGCACCGUUGGAGCCGGCGCACGGUUUGCCUUCUCGCUUGUUGUGUUACGGAUGAUUGGGUCUAUUUCUGGUGGUAUUGUGACCUGGCUACGGUGUAUUCAUUGGCACUUCCUGCUGGAGAUCAGACCUUCCGGUUUGAUUGGCCAGGUUUGUUGUAUGAUUUUGUGCUGGUGCUCAGCAAUGGGCUGCAACUGCACAUGGCAAAUCUGAAGCUCCAGGCGUUGGGUUGGAUCCGUGUGGCGCGUCUCUGCGCCGUGCUUACGACUGUCAUCGUUGCAGCUCUUCUUGCCUUUGUGCUUGCAGAUCACUUGUGGUCGUUUUGCAUUCUGAUGCUGAGUUGUCAACAGGUUUUGUCGGCAGAGCAGUUUCGAACCCUUGACGAGAUGUACAGAGCGGCACAUGUAGCUUUCAACUGGUGGAUUCGUCUCUCGCCUAUUUUCCAUCGCUAUGCUGAUAAGCAUGCAAACGCCAGAUACGCAGAGAGCCCUAUGACGUUCCAUUUUGAGACGAGCCUCGGCCACGGCAUGUUUAUAUACUGGUUCUACAUCCCUGUACUUCUGCAGACUGUAGGCUUUCUCUACUCAGGGUUGAGAGCGCUGGCCAGUCCCAAGCGGGGCUCUGACGUGAAGUGGACAGUGGCCUGUUUGGCCACUAAUUGGCUCCUAAUUGUAGUCGGAAUCUUCACUUCAUCUUUUGGCCGCCAAUGGACGGCGUCGACCAUCGGGCCUACGAGACGAUUCUACAUUACAAUUGACUUCACUCUGCAAAUCUUCAAUGCUCUUCUGCUGAGCGGCAUGAUGGGACCGCAGAAGUGGGUAAACCCUAUUGCAAGCUUUCAGAAGCUAGCAGAGGAAGCCGGUUUUGGAUUGGCGAACAGGCGCGUCGCAUUUCCAGGACAGAUAAACGAGUCGGCUCAUGACUGCAUCGUCUCAUUCCCAGGCAAGUACAGCAACUUAUGGGAUGAAGCCGUGUCAGUUUCAACUGAGAGGAAGGACGUGUGCUCCUUGGCGUGCGUGUUUCUGACUGACAGAGAAGCAGGGCUAGGCCGGCACGUGGACAACCCUGACACCCCAGGGACAUGUUGGUGCCACGUCAUCUAUGGCCACAUGCCCGCCUCCGCCUACAUCAGCGUAGCUGACGCGUCUGCAAUUGACAGCCAAGCUCUGGCGUUCCUGAAAGCGGAUGCUAAGGCCAUGGGUCAGCUCCUCCUUCUCAAACAAAGCCAGGCAGCAUGGACCUGGGAUGAGCAGCUUGCCGAAGCCAAAGAGAAAGCAGAAAGCCUUUGUCAUGAAAACCACGGCCGUGCACCCUGGGGUUGCAAGUGGUUCGGGGACUGGAAAAGCAACGUCGACUCUGCUGUCCGCCUUGGCCAAACCCUGCAUGUUUUCUAUUUUGAAGACAGAGUCGGCGCGGGCAAGCUUUCCUGGGAACAGCUUGGGAAUCAAGACGCCAGACAGAGAGCACGCGAAGUUGGUGGUUUGGGUGCCUCACAGACAGCCGAAGUUGCUUACUUAGAUAAGAUGGGCCUCCCAUACGUCGAACAUGACAUCUCAGAAUUCACGGCGCUGGUUGCAAGUCACUACGUGGUCUGA
This is a messenger RNA of Symbiodinium natans, 1872 nucleotides long. Lineage: Eukaryota; Dinophyceae; Suessiales; Symbiodiniaceae. The record is from the annotation of a GenBank genome assembly.